UUAGUAGAGGGAGGAGGGAGGCAGUGAGCGGCUGCUCCCAGCUCUGUGAGAUCAGUGAGGCCUGUGAGCUAGCAGGAUGUGCUCCCCAUCCAGGGUCAUUAUCUGCCUCCUGAGAAACGAUCUCCGGCUCCAGGAUAACGAGGUUCUGCUCUGGGCUCACAAGAAUGCAGAUCACAUUGUUCCUCUGUACUGCUUUGACCCAAGACACUAUGUGGGAACCCAUAACUACAAUUUUCCAAAAACAGGGCCCCAUAGGUUGAAGUUCCUGCUCGAAAGUGUGAAAGAUUUGAGGAACAUACUAAAGGAAAAGGGAAGUAACUUGCUGCUGAGAAGAGGGAAACCAGAAGAUGUUCUGGAAGAUUUAGUUACAAAACUGAGCUCUGUUACUGCGGUUGCAUUGCAAGAAGAGGUCACAAAGGAAGAGCUAGAUGUUGAAAAUGCUGUGAAAAAAGUGUGUUCUCAACAUGGGGUUCAGUUACAAACCGUUUGGGGAUCAACAUUGUAUCACAGAAGUGAUCUCCCUUUCCGACACAUCUCCAGGUUGCCCGAUGUCUAUACCCAGUUUAGAAAAGCGGUUGAAACUGAAUGCCAAGUGCGACCGAGUCUUCAGAUGCCAGACAGGCUGAAGUCUUUACCAGCUGGCUUGGAGGAGGGCGAUAUUCCCACACUUCAAGACUUUGGGCAAGAAGAUCCUGUGACAGAUCCACGAUCAGCCUUUCCAUGCAGCGGAGGGGAGACUCAAGCAUUACAGAGGCUGCAGUAUUAUUUCUGGGAUACGAAUCUUGUCGCUUCAUAUAAAGAUACACGGAACGGACUUAUAGGAAUGGAUUAUUCUACCAAGCUUGCCCCAUGGUUGGCUCUGGGCUGCAUCUCCCCGAGAUAUAUUUAUGAGCAGAUUAAGAAGUACGAACGAGAGAGAACUGCGAAUCAAAGCACAUACUGGGUCAUUUUUGAGCUUUUGUGGAGAGAUUACUUUCGUUUUGUGGCUCUGAAGUAUGGAAGAAAACUAUUCUUUCUAAAAGGGCUACAGGACAAGCCAGUUCCAUGGAAGAAAGACCCCAAGCUUUUUGAUGCCUGGAAAGAAGGACGUACGGGGGUACCUUUUGUUGAUGCUAAUAUGCGUGAACUGGCAGUGACUGGAUUUAUGUCCAACAGGGGGCGACAGAACGUGGCUAGCUUCCUGACAAAAGACCUUGGAAUUGAUUGGAGAAUGGGAGCAGAGUGGUUUGAGUAUCUCCUGGUCGAUUAUGACGUUUGCAGUAAUUAUGGAAAUUGGUUAUACAGUGCUGGAAUCGGCAAUGACCCCCGGGAGAAUAGAAAGUUCAAUAUGAUUAAACAAGGACUGGAUUAUGACGUCAAUGGUGAUUAUAUCCGACUCUGGGUUCCAGAACUGCAGAACAUUCACGGGGGAGACGUUCACGCUCCCUGGGCAUUAAGUAACUCCGCACUUGCACACGCUGGAGUUACGCUUGGAGAGACCUACCCAUUGCCAAUGGUGAAAGCUCCAGAGUGGAGUAGGCACAUCAAUCAGAAACCAGACAGUGGCGGAUUUGCAGCGAGAAGAGGAAAGGGGCCCUCUCUCACCCCCAAACAACACCGGAACAGAGGCAUAGACUUUUAUUUUUCACGGAAUAAAAAUGUGUAACUGAACAAAUGGAGAAAAGUCGCGGGACAAUACAAUUCUGUUACAGCCCAGAAAUGGGCAUCACUGCACAGGACAAUAAAAAGUACAAUGGGUUUAAUGGUUCAACGCAACGGGAAGGUCGAUUAUGACCUAGGUUUUGUAGUACAAAUCAAAAUGGCUUAUUCUUUGAUAUAAUGUGGGGAUGGUGGUGUCCCCCUUCACAUUUCUUAUAGAGUUAAACAGAUACAUUGUGCUAGGGAUAUUGCUAUAACUUGGUGCAAUGGAAUGUUGCUGUUAGCAUUGUGAGGUCACAUUGAUCCUUGAAAUAUGACUGUAUCCACCAUGACUGCUGCCUCGAAAGCGGUGUACGCCUACAGUGUUAUCUAUACAUUGGCCACCUGCUUGGUAAAUACAGAGAAUAGCAUGUCCUACAGUUUGCCUCCAAGAUGUCUGCUACAUGACCAUUUCUCUUACAGCCGAUAUAGCGAGAAAUAUACUAAAUCUCUCGCCGGGCUUCCACUGCCACCAUUGCAUCUGAUCUAUUGUUGGCUUUAACAGCCGAGUCUGCCAAAAGAUUUAUAAGGGCAAUGCCCUCAUCCUUCUUUCCCAGGAUGUCUGGAUAUUAUGCAAUGUUUUGUAUAUUAUAUCAAACUGUUAAAACAUUUUACAUUGCCCAGCAACAUGAAGCUUUAUAAUGUGUGUGGGUAUAUUAAAAACUUUUUGUGUGUAUA
Pelobates fuscus (common spadefoot toad) is the source of this 2355-nucleotide messenger RNA. RefSeq names its product cryptochrome DASH-like. The record is from RefSeq and is a predicted model, not a curated record. Gene Ontology annotation, biological process: photoreactive repair. Bases 77 to 1645 code for a protein of 522 amino acids. The transcript is spliced from 14 exons. Lineage: Eukaryota; Metazoa; Chordata; Amphibia; Anura; Pelobatidae. Gene Ontology annotation, molecular function: damaged DNA binding; FAD binding; deoxyribodipyrimidine photo-lyase activity.